Molecule: messenger RNA, 1992 nt
Organism: Rhodamnia argentea
Lineage: Eukaryota; Viridiplantae; Streptophyta; Magnoliopsida; Myrtales; Myrtaceae
Product: probable serine/threonine-protein kinase PBL11
Exons: 6
Coding region: 33-1751 (572 amino acids)
Biological process (GO): protein phosphorylation
Molecular function (GO): ATP binding; protein kinase activity
Source: RefSeq, a predicted model, not a curated record
CUCAGUUGCAUUUGGCUCUCUUCCUCUCUCCCAUGUUCUCUGUCUCUUUCCUCAAGCAAAGCAAAGCAGCUCUCGCUUUAAAAUAUUCCCACCCAACUCUCUGCUUCAUCUUCCUCCUCUGCUCAAGACACUUCGAUUUCUGCAUUAUCAGCCCCUUUCCAGGAAAAAAGAAAAGUGAGAGGAAAAUGGGGGGAUCCCAAGAAACUUGCACAGAUACUGAGAAGCCACGCAACGAAUCAAAUGCUCCAACGCCAAUUUCCCAUCAUCACGCCGACCACCAAAACGAGUCACAAAUCAAAACCCUUCUCAGAAAGAUGGUACUGGACUUUGGCUUGUCCUGUCUUCGUCCUUCUCCGAAGAAGCAGAGCCGGGACGAGGCCGAGAGCGGCGAUAAAGGCGGCCACUUGGAGAACAACAGGGCGUGGUUGCUUGCGGAGUCGACUGGCGGUGGGCGUGGCCCGGAGCUGGCGAACGCCGACCCGCAGUCCGUGCACUCGUCUUUCAGGUUCACCUUCUGCUCCCGGGUUGAGCUCGAGCCAUUCUGCGUCAACGCUUCCGCCGUCGGCACGACGGUUCUCAUGCUGAAUUUGGACAACGGAUUGGACGAGUGUGAUGCCCAGGAGGUCAAGUGGCGACGGGUCUUGUCGUUGGAGAAGAACAUUGCCCCAGUGGCCAAUACUUUGAUCAGAUUCGUCUACAGUGAAAUUCUCUCUGCAACUCGCAAUUUUUCGAAAGGCAGAGUGCUGGGAAGAGGGGCACUGAGCUGUGUAUUCAGAGGAAGGGUUGGCUACUUGAGAACAGCAGUGGCCAUAAAGCGUUUGGACAGAGAAGACAAGGAGUCCCCGAAGGCAUUCUUCAGAGAGCUGAUGAUUGCAAGCUCGCUUCACCACCCGAACAUAGUCCCUUUGCUAGGCUUCUGCAUUGAUCCGGAGGAGGGCCUUUUCUUGGUGUACAAGUACGUGUCCGGCGGAAGCUUAGAGCAGCAUUUGCACAAUAGGAAAAAGGGAGGUAAGGUUUGCCCAACGCUCCCAUGGUUGGCGAGGUACAAGGUCGCUGUCGGUGUUGCCGAGGCAAUGAUGUAUUUGCACAAUGGGACUGAGAAAUGUGUCGUUCACAGAGACAUCAAGCCCUCCAACAUUCUCCUCUCCUCCAAGAAAAAGCCCAAGUUGUGUGAUUUUGGGUUAGCUACAUGGACUUCUGGGCCAUCAGUCCCUUUCCUGUGCAAAACUGUCAAAGGAACAUUUGGAUAUUUGGCACCUGAAUAUUUCCAGCACGGGAAAGUGUCCGAUAAGACCGACGUUUACGCUUUCGGAGUGGUUUUGUUGGAGCUAAUAACCGGCCGGAAACCAAUUGAAGCAAAUAAGCCUGCAGGGGAGGAGAAUUUGGUCCUAUGGGCGAAACCCCUUUUGCAGAAAGGAGUAGGAGCCAUCCAAGAACUGCUUGAUCCCCGGCUUGGACACGCUCUCAGAAGCUCUAGCCCAGUUCUGAGGCUGAUUCAAGCAGCACACGCGUGCAUAAAUAGCGAAGAAUCUCAGAGGCCGCCCAUGGAUCGCGUCGUGGCCAUUCUAAGAGGCGAAGAGGAGCCUUCCUCAUUAAGUAGGAAGGGCUCUGCCUUUGUGGGAAACGGAUGCAUCAUCGACUUCUACAGUCAUCAACUACAACAAUCAAAGACCGACAUGGACGGGCACCUAGCCCUGGCAAUGCUAGGAGUUCCCGACAUUGAAGAUGACGAUCACCUCUUCUGUUGUUGAGGCUUGAGAACAAAAGAAACCCGACAGUUUCCUUCAGGAUUUUCUUCUUUGAUUAUUCGAAGCAACUCCUGCUCCAAGAACGGAACAGAGAAAAGCUGCUGUUAGAAACUUUAGAUAGCUAUAGCAGCCGAGUUUGGCGAUCAAUUACUCGUGUAUAUAUGGCAAUCGUUUCCCUCUUUUCCGCGAGGAAAGUGUCAAACAGACUCUCAUUCGCAAUCAGAGCAUUUGAGUUGUCCUCUAA